AUGCAUAUACCUUUAUCCGUUUCCUUUUAUCCCAAGAAAUCCAUGAAUAAGAUUAUUGGGAUGUUUAGCCGAGCAACUAAAUUUCUGCAAGGACCUUUGGAUAAAAAAGUUUAUGUAUUAUGCGCAGCUUAUGAUCGGGAAAAUCAGAGUGCUGUGGCGGCUAGGAAUGAAGGAAUUGAGGCAGUCCAGCUUCCUGUUACCAAGUAUAUCAAGUUCAAUGCUAGGAAAACAUUUCUUCCAAUUAGUACUCAGUUGGACAUCCUAAAAGACGUGUAUGACACCCAUGGUGAUUGGGGAUUUGCAAUAAAAAACAACCUAACCAGAGAACUUGUGACAAACGAUGGAAAAAUAGAUUACGGCCAGUUACUUUGGGAAGUAAGAGAAGCAAAAAAUACGAGGAUUAGAGCAUUGGCAAGUUCUAUUUCGGAAAUUACUGGUUACACUUAUGACACUUUAGAUUAG
Messenger RNA from Enterobius vermicularis (human pinworm), 462 nucleotides. Lineage: Eukaryota; Metazoa; Nematoda; Chromadorea; Rhabditida; Oxyuridae. The record is from the annotation of a GenBank genome assembly.